AUGUUCAUACUCUGUGGCACGUCCAUUGGGACGGCCGAGGAAGAAGCUGUUCCGGAGAGGGACUCUUUCAGCACAAGGCAAACAACGAUCCAUUUCAUCAACCCGAUCAACCCAGGCUCAGACGGGGGCUUGGUGGAGCCAGAAAUUCCACAGGACCCCCAAUAUAGCUUGGUAGAGGGGGACGUUGAACAAAAUCCGCCAUGGCAACAACCAGGCAAUGCGAUCGACACACUCCUUCUGUCGGACCAAAACCCGCGAAGCAACACCUGUGCCUGUCUCUCGGUGCUGUACCUUACCUUGGACAAGCUGCGAAGCAAAGAAGACUAUCAAUUCCCCCAAGACAUGUCUUUAUUGUCCGAAUCCGUUAUGAUUUCACGACAGAUGCUGGAGUGUCCCCGGUGUCCCUUGCGUUUUAUCACGGCGAUGCAGAACGCUCAGGGCCUGGGGAUGCUGGCUAUCUCGCUUGUUGAGGGGUACUCGAAGAUGCUCGACGCAAUCGAUAGGCAGGAAAGAGUAGCGCAGUCCACGCCGGGCAGCUCGAAACUACUCUAUAUUGGUGUCCCGGGAAACGAGACAGGCGUGCACUCACUGUUGUCAUUGAGCCUGGAGGCAACUCCUGCGGAAUGGAACAGCCUAAUGAGAAAGAUCGUGAGAACGGAUGUUUACGGCGCUACUGCGCAGGAACGGUGGACUGUCAUAUCACUUAUUGAUGGUCUCGAGCGACGGCAGCGAUCCUGGCAUGAGACGCCUCCUUCCUCUGAUUUCCCUUCGAUAUAUCAUUCUGCAUGUGACAAACAAGAGCCGGCAUGUUUGAUCAUAGUAACAGAUGCACGCAAGAUGAUUGAUGAGCUGGGUUUAUAG
Messenger RNA from Penicillium oxalicum, 861 nucleotides. RefSeq lists its product as uncharacterized. Bases 1 to 861 code for a protein of 286 amino acids. Lineage: Eukaryota; Fungi; Ascomycota; Eurotiomycetes; Eurotiales; Aspergillaceae. The transcript is spliced from 3 exons. The record is from RefSeq and is a predicted model, not a curated record.